Messenger RNA from Melanotaenia boesemani (Boeseman's rainbowfish), 7579 nucleotides. Its product is annotated as junctional protein associated with coronary artery disease. Lineage: Eukaryota; Metazoa; Chordata; Actinopteri; Atheriniformes; Melanotaeniidae. Gene Ontology annotation, cellular component: adherens junction; ruffle membrane. Bases 178 to 4347 code for a protein of 1389 amino acids. The record is from RefSeq and is a predicted model, not a curated record. Gene Ontology annotation, biological process: positive regulation of blood vessel endothelial cell proliferation involved in sprouting angiogenesis. The transcript is spliced from 4 exons.
CAGUGCUCUCAGUCUCAGCAGCUGAAGCUGGGCGCAGGGGAACUGCGACGGCCGCGCCAAGCAUCUUCCCAGUGAUGGCCUCUGCUGAGCAACCGUGCUCCAGCUUCCACCAGCAGCACUGCGCAUAAGGCAACACACCCACCUUUGCCCUCCCGCCCAGAAGUGAGAGACACCACCAUGUACAGCGUGGAGGACCUCCUCAUUUCACAUGGAUACAAACUGCACAAGAGCGGCCCUCCGUCUGCCACGCCUUAUGAUAAGCGCCCUGCCGAUUGCCAGCGUGAACUUGUGGACAACAGGGCUGGCCGGGGGACACUGAACGGGUAUGAGGUAGAGAGGGGGGCAUCUAUCACAGGCAUAUACGGCAGUAGGCAGGCACUGAUGAAGGGUUACCCUGCCACCGACACCGAGAGCGGGGAACGGAGAAAAGGAGCUGGCAUUGGUAUCCUAGGUGACGCUCAGCCCUUGGGUGAUUCUCUAGCCACAGAUAGUGGGUUCUACGAUGUUCCUAGUCUGACUUAUUCAGAGCCAAUAAGCCAUGAUGAGAGAGAUAUUUCCUACUGGCGGAGGCGAGGCCAAGACUUCAGUAUCCUUCUGGACUAUGCUGAUGGCAGGGAGUUAAGGGCUUCUGCUGGAGCAUGGAGGCCACAAGCCCUGAUCAGUGCAGAGCAAUACAGGGCAGAGAGGCAAGCGCAACAGCUAUGGGAGGACAUUUCCUGGUUAAGGGACCCAGAUGCAGGCCCUGGUCAGCUAAGGGUGACAGGGGAGAGGAAGUGCCAAAGUCUUGGUACAGAGGAGUGGAGGCCUGCUGUGGGCCUGGGAAGGCAGCUGUCAGAUGGCGAUGGGGAAAGGUGGGCUAAGGACCAGUACCGCCUGAGGACACCUGAGGGUUUUUUUCACCCUAGAACUAAAGCAAAGUCUCAGUCUCUGCCAAGAGUUUUGUCACCUGAUGGACCUGACAGCAGAGAGCUCAUUCCAUCAAGACCUAGCCUACCUGAUAGACAGAGGUUAAACAGCACUGUUUUCUCUGGACCUUAUAGUAGGUAUGUCUAUGGUGGUGGCAGGGACCGGUGGGGUAGGAAUAUCGGGCCAAGCAGCCAUGUUGCACUUUUACCAAAGCCCAGGUUCAGCAGGCCUUUAAAGCCUCCAUCAUAUGAGAUUCACCAGCAGACUAGGGGUAGCGCAGAAAUGCUUGCUAUAGACCAGGGUGCCAAACAAAAAGACAGAUCCAUCUAUUAUAUGAGAGGCGGAGAGCUAAGACAAGACUAUUUCGCACAACACUCUGCCAUCACUGGAAUGGAGCCCCCAGGCUACAUCCCACCCCCCUCUUAUAAGAGAGCCCCACCCCCAAGAGCAGUUUCAAUCCACCGCAAUGAAUUGGCAAACGUAAGAUGGAGGGCAGAAGCUUUGCAGAUGCCCAGUUCAGAUCCAGGAAGGUGGUUUUCCAAACAGGGAAGCGGCUCAUGGUUGGAAUAUUAUGGAGAGCGCAGUGCAUCCUAUCGAAAACAGGUACAUUCUGGACUUGAAGAGCAACCAGGUCAUGUUCGUCAAUUACCCACUGAAGACCCAAGAGUAAAACAAAUCUCAGGAGGGCCUGGUGGAAGUUCUCUCACUGAUUCAGACAAGAUCCGUAACAUCAACAAAGAGAUUCUGCCUGCUAAGUCUUUAGGACAAUCUACACAUGAUAGUGCCUUUCCUCCCCAACAGGGGGCAACUCUCAAUACUGAAACCCGCAAAGCAGCUCCCAGUGAAGACAGCAGUAAUCGAUGGUGCAACAGGGGUAUAAAAAAAAGUGACAGUGUAGGUCCUGAACAAAACCGUAGUCAAUUCCUUCCUUCAUCUAUUCUUGGUAAACCACCACCACCACCAUGUAAGCCGGCUGACCAGGGUGUCGCUGAAACUGUGACAGAGAUAAAGAAGGUGGAACAACCUGAACCACCUGAGACAAAAGACAAAACCAAGAAUCUAAAAAAGAGACUUAGUGAAACAAUCUUUUGUUUAGUGUCUGUCCCUGUUACUCCACAGCUCACUGGGACAAUCCGUGAUCAGAAUAACAACAAUGAAAAGUCACCAGACCCAGUGGGCAGUCCUAGUGACAACAAAACUGGCCAUUUAACAAACCAAAGUCUCCAAAGCACAUCUUCAGCUGAAGCUGAGCUGCAAGCCCUUACUGGUAGCAUAGCAAGCAGCAAAACUAGCAGUAGAGCAAGCAGCAAAAUGUUUAAAAAAUUAUCCUGCAGACCCCCUAAGAUUAAUCAUUACAAGGAGCUGAAGCUGUCAGGAUCCUGGCCUGCAAACCAGUAUCGAGAUCAGGAGACACAAACUAGCCCAGAGACCCGAAAACCUGCCCCUGAAAACAAGGAAGCACAACAAGACCCUGUUCCUUCUGACACUGAAGUUGCUCCAGAUAACAGUGGUGUAUUGGGUACUACCUUCAGUUUUCCUAUGAAGGGAGUGAAAAGUUUGAAACUGUCAAGUAACAGCGCCUUUUCUCUGACCUCCACCUUCUCCAGCCAGCUGAACAAGAGCACAGCUCAGCAGCCAGCAGCCCCACCCUCAGGAAAUGUGGAGGAAGCAAAUCGAGCGGCAAACAGUGGGCAGGAGGUAUCUGAACCAUUACUGCUGAAACCAACCACACAGCGACCAUGGGAUGCUGUCAAAGAGCUGGAAAGUAUCAAGAAAGAAGUCCAGGAUCAACAGCAACAGCAGAUUAGCAAACAGCCCAGUGUUGACAAGUGCAUAGAGGACCUAAAUGAGGCCUACAAAGACAUCUUAGAGCUUGGCACUGCCAGCAAUAAAGUUCCAAAUGGCUCCGUUCAAAUCCCUGAGCGUAUCAAAAUCCGACUGACAUCAGAACCUCUCAACAAGCCCAGCAGCCUUAGGCGCAGUGCAGUAAGCUGGUCUGUUGACCCAGAAUACAGAGAAGUGAAGAGUGCUUUCUCUAGGCCUGCAACGAAGUCAGUAACUUUCAGCAAGCAGCUUAGAGAAGAGCUCCCAGUCCCACCUCGUGAGACAGGCUUCAGAGAAUACAGGGUUGUUGCACAUCUUUCGCGUAGAAGGAGCAAUGACGGCAGGACAGUGAAACUAGAUCUGCCGGAUGAGCCUAUCGAGACACCACUUUGUGACUUCAGUCCAACCACUAACACUGCAGCAGCUGAGGUACCGUGGGCAGACAGACAGCCCAUGCAAGAUGCCUCUACGCUCACCAGUCCUCCAGAUUAUGAGGACAUAUGCCAGACUUUGCGUCAGUCUAAAGACCCUGCAGAUGCCAACAGAGGGUCUGCAGGCCAACCCAGACCUAAUGACAUGGAUUCUCUUCAAGAUCUUAGUGCUGAAUCUGAGGAGGAGUGUCCUAUUUGUAAAAGAGAGCUUGAGAAUCAGAUGAGACAGGGUCCGCUGCCUCCUCUCCAUGAGGAGAAUAGCUCAGACAGCUCAGCCAAUCAAAAUGGCAGUCCACCACAACAUGCUGCAUUAGAAAGUCCAGCAGAGGAUUCAAAGACAGAGGAACCAAACAACUCAAGUCUGAAUCAAUCAGGGUCUGAUCAUUGUGCUGAAACACAGGAACAGCAUGCACUGACACAAGAGGGAAAUUGUGAAAAAGCAGGUGAUGCUCAGGCAGAAAACUCAGACAGUCCAUGCACAGUUAAACCUGCUGAGAGCAUACCAGCAAAUGGAGCUACUGGGGAUCUUUCCUCUUCGUCCACCAUAUUAGCAACAGAUCUGCCUUCAGACCCCCCUGUUGCAGAGGAACUAAGAGUUAAUGAAACCACAUCUAAAGAAGUAGAACUAGAAGACAAGAAAGUCGUGGCAGGAGAACCACCUGAAGGCAGUGCAGACAAACAGACAGCUGAAGUGAAAGGUGAUGGGCAUGACGACACAAUGCCCGAUGACAAGCAGGAGCAAGAAAAGAGGCCAUUUGCUGUCCCAGAGCAUCGAGUUGGUGCACGAACUCUGGGUCGAGACCAUCCAGGGUUACCUGAGUUUCCACCAGAUAGACUGCCACUUUCAGUUCCCCCAAACCUAGACCGAAGAUUAUCCCUUAGCUUGGAGGGGGAGAGGAGGACCAAGGGCCCUUCCCAUCGGAUAGAAGCAUUGCAGAACAAGUUGGCAAUCUCUCCGGGUCGGGUGGCAGUUGAACGGCUGGCCAGGAUGAGAGAGGUGGAUGUUAUAUGUCGCGUGAGACGCCUGAGCAUCAGGAGUACUGACUCUGGGGAGGCUGAGGGGGAGGGGGAGGGCAGGGAGGAACAAGUGGAGGAGCUCCAGGAAGUACCUCAGAAAGACAAAGAGAAAAACCAAGAGGUCACUCAGUCAGAGCAAGCUGCUGAGGAGACAGUGUUGCAAGAUUAGCAGAAGUCAUCUCCCUCAGAACCCCUCGAUCCCAGCCGAGUGGAGACAGUGUAGAAAAACUGCGUCCGUCAUCUCCAUCUGAGGUUUUAAGCUCCAACACUGUGACCUGGCUGCCUACUAGAAUGCCUUCAUCUCAUCUUGACACUAAAAUGGCCUUCUUGUCCGACAAGAGCAUUGUGUACACCUUCACGCUCGGCGCUGCAUUGACUACUAUGAGUGCUGUUCCACUGCCAAAAGGGAGGAGCCCCAUAAACUUGUGGGGCAACUUCCACCCCGAAUCCCUCCCUAGCCCUCCCAAACUGACUUCACACCUCUCAAUCUGCCCUCCACGCCCAGCCCCAUUCUCUUAUAGGGUUUCUACUAGUCUUCUUGUAGCGGCUUGUCCUUUCUAUUUUAUCCUCCUUAUGCUUUUCUCAUUGGCAGACAUUAUGCAAUCCUGUCAUGCAUACUAGAGCUUCUAAAAAUGUCCAUAGCGAAAAUGAAUUUCGCAUUCUGAGCAAAUCUGUUUGUUUUUUUGGGGGGGGUGGGAGCAGUUAAGGAUAUGAAUGUAUGUGUUUAUGUUAAAGCUAAUAGACAGAGGAAGGUUAUUGUCACAAACCUGUUCUGUUGCAUUUAAACUACACCAAAACAAACUGCUUUUCUGAUUGUGGUAAGGCGACAGCUGUUUUAAGAACUGGACAUCACUGUCUUUGGCUAAAGAACUGUUUUGAUUUUCAGAAGAGAUAAGUGCGCCUUUCUGUUUUUAAGAUUUAAUGACAUUGUGCCAUACUCUCAUUGCUUUUGUACACACUGCAAACACAACCCAUAGAUCUCUUCAAUGAAGAGUGACUCUAUACCACAUGACAUGUUAUAUCAGUGACCUAUUAUACAACACACUGGUUCCACACAGGAGAGGGACAGUUGCCUUUCUUGACCACAUUCGUAAUUCCUCGUCAGAUCAGGUGAAGUCUCUUUUAAUUUCCUGAUCAAUUCAAUGUAUAGCUCAAAUUUCCAGGUAAUUUCAGGAAGCAAUACAGGCACAGAUUGAGAUGAACUUUUAGUCAGCAACUACGACGAACUUUAAAGACGGAUUUCGGGAUUUAGGGAAAAAAUAACAAAAAAAUUAUACAAUACGUAGAGCAAUAUUGUUGUAGUAACAACCCAGUGGUGUAGUGGAGCUACCUGUAGGAACCAUUGUCAGAAGUCUUAAUGUGGACAUGUCAUUCAGAUCAUAAUACAGGGAAAUGGAAUUGUGUCAGGGUAUGUGGGCGCUUAACGUCGGGUGGGUGCUUUACUUCAUGGUAUAUAUUUAUCUUCAUACAUCUGUGUUGAAAAGGAAUUACAUUUCACUGAGUAUUUAUUUUUGUUAUCAUCAAAUUGUUAAUCAGUUUGCAUAAUGUACAAAAUAAAGUAUAUUUUAAAUAUUUUAAGAGAAAUUUUGUAUUUAACCAUGAAGUUUUAUUUCUCCACACCAAUAUCAAACUGAAAGUAUCAUAUCUGUGUAUAGUAUCAUAUUGAGAGUAUACAUAAUUUUCUAGUGCUUUAAAAUCUAUCAGAGUGAUAUUAAGAAGGAGUGACCCUGUGGUGUGCCUUGAUCACAGGAUUUGUUUCAGUGAGGGAUAGGGUUCAUCAAUGCGAGAGCUGACAGGAUGGAAACUUUCAGAUUGUGCCAUGAUUUCCUAUUUGAUAGUGCUUUUUCAUAUGCUAACAGAGUCAAUGUUGGACGCUCUUUGUAGUAUUUGACACAUCAAUCCAUCUAAGCUGUAUUUCCUACGUUGGUGGUCAAACGUGACCUGUGUCUUAUCUUUGUCUUUGUAUGUCUUCUAGUUCAUGUAUUGUUAUGUUGUCGUUCCUCAAAUAUGUUAAGAAAUAAAAUUUGGAUUUUUUUCUUUUAUUUCCUCCCAUCCUUCCUUACUUUCCUUCUUCCUUCUAACUCCUUCCUUUCUUUCUCUGUUUCUUUCAUUCCACGGUGUGUUCACUUUGUGUAAAAUGUUGUGUCACCAACACUUAUUGCACUACAGGCUACAAUGCAGUGUGCUACUUUAGCCCUCAUAUCUGCAAACCGUACAAGUUUUUAUACAUUAAGAAUUUUAAUUCAAAACCUAGUGAUAAAAAUAAGUAAAAAAAUUCUUUUGUGGUUUAAAGAGUUUGCAGUUAUGUGGGUUUUCUACAUCAGCACUUUUGCAUUGAUGUAACAUAUAAAAAAACAGAACUGUAGGAAUCCAUAACUUUUCAAUCAGUCAUGAUGUAUCACUUAAUUGUUAUGUAGCAUUUUACAGUUGUAGCAUUUUAUCAACGCAGAACCUGUUCUUGGUAUUUCAAACAUUUCUUGUAAAUUUGGACCACUCAUGUCGCCUUAUUAUGUGUGCAUCACAUUAUACUCCAGAAAAUGCCAAAUAUUAACGUACUAAGAACUGUUUAAUACUUUAGGUUUUUACAAACAAUUUACUGUACUGCGUUUCCUCUGACUGGAGGAACACAGUAACAUUGUGGAUCCUUUCUGUUCUUCAUGAUGUUUAUAUAGAACAAAGAAAUAUUGAGUCAAAACUGUGAAAUUCAAAAGAUGCCGAAAGCAUAAUUAUAAAAUGUACAGGAUGAGAUUCAGUGAUUUAAUAUAAGCUCACAGUCAGCAUCACAAGACGGACAAGCUGAUGUGCCCAUAAUUACUAACACAUCUCAUCUUCAAUUCAUCUGGAACACUAAAAGGCCUUGGCUUUGCCUUGUGCGUAAACUGCCCCUAACAACAUUUAAAUAGAUGUUUCAGUGCAUACACACCCCUGCCCAAACCCCCCCACCCCCGAUAAUUGGCAUGUCAGGUACACUUGAACAUAGUGUCAUUUGACUUUUUGUACUGCAGGUUAUGUGCAAACAUGAACUAAUUAUGCACACUUGUAAUAUUUUCUAUUUUCAUAUGAGAUUUAAGUGCUUUUUGUACUCACAGACAUCUUUUUUUCUUCCUUGCAUGAAAUGCAAGAGAGAGGAGGAAAAAAAAUGUUUUUCAUAAAGUAUAUUUGCAUUUGGUACUCCAAUAGUGAAACCAGUGGGGAAAAAACAUUAUGUUUCAUAAUUUCAUUUACAAAACUAUGCCAAGUAUUUAGAAGCUAUUUUUAGAGUAAAUCAAAAGAGAACUCAUUCAUUUUUUUCCUUUAGGACAUGCCUUUAUCUUUGUAUCUAUAAAUACAAGCAUAAUCCAUAGUCAUAUGAUUGUGCUACUGUUGUAUGAUACUGAAGUCUGAUUCAUAAAUAAAUUCUU